AUGAGUCGGGAUUUGGCGAAGGAGGUUGACGAGGCGUUAAAACAGGACAAGUAUGACAUUCAGCUCUUUUUGCGCUUUCUGAAAAGUUAUGUCAUGGCGGGUACACAGCCAGACAAGCGGCUUCUUCUUGGAAUUCUCCUGCAGACGCUCCCGCGCUUUCACAGUAAUGAUUUUUUAGCCUGUAUAUCUCUUGUGCCCGGGCACGUGCAGGACGCUCCCUACGUUGAGAAGGAGCUGGGCACGAUUUACGACCUGGAGAACUAUCUGAGUUGCGGCAGGUUUGUGCAGUUCUGGGAGGUGUGGAAUCAGUCAAAGAGCCUUCCUGCCGCCUCGCCAAGCUUUGAGUCACAGGUGCGCGCGGGUAUUUUGAUUGUGGUGUCCAGCACGCUUGAGAAGGUGCCGGUGGCGAAGAUGGCGGCGUAUCUUGGGGUGAAUCCUGACCAGCUCCAGUCCACGCUGACUGAAGCCGCCAGCAUUGCCGGUGAGGCCGUUUCCAUCGUCUCCUGCGACACGGAGACCGUGACUUUUGCCAAGUCGAUCUUCAACGCCCCGGAGAGCGAUUCUAACCAACAGCCACUGCGCUUCUCUGACAUUGUCUCGAUUGUCUCGUAG
This is a messenger RNA of Trypanosoma cruzi, 612 nucleotides long. RefSeq lists its product as uncharacterized. NCBI's taxonomy places the organism in Eukaryota, Euglenozoa, Kinetoplastea, Trypanosomatida, Trypanosomatidae. Gene Ontology annotation, biological process: regulation of translational initiation. Gene Ontology annotation, cellular component: eukaryotic translation initiation factor 3 complex; cytoplasm. Bases 1 to 612 code for a protein of 203 amino acids. The transcript has a single exon. Gene Ontology annotation, molecular function: ribosome binding; translation initiation factor activity. The record is from RefSeq and is a predicted model, not a curated record.